UCGUAGCCAUAUUUUGCUUUCGGCACUAAAACAGUAAAAACCUCACUAAAAAGUAAAAACUAAAAAGGAAAGAACAGCAACUGAACUCUAUGGAAGAAGUGAGAUUACCUCCGCCGGUGGAGGAGUUGCUCCGUAGAAUCUGUACUGAGAAAAAGCUACCAUGGCCGGACGCCGGGGUCCGGCGGGAGCUGGCCUCUAUCAGCCAGGAACGUGCACAUGAGGUCCUGGUUAAAGUCUUCAACAAACAAGAUAUCAUAAGUCUCGGCGGUUUCAUCAAGCACUUGAUCCGUAACCUCCCUGCUUCUCCUCCUCCAUCGACAGCUGUCCGCGCUUAUUAUGAUCAAAGGCCCUCUGCUUGUCCAGUUACGCCACCUUGUUCUCAACUUCAGUACAGCUCCGCAGUUGCAGGUCAGGCAUUCAGUGAUCGGACCGAGCAGCCUGUGAUUAAUGGACGGUAUGGACCAUCACCAUAUUCUUCUGGUUGUAAAGCCAUCAGCUCUUUCUCGUAUCCAACAAUACCGCUGGCUUGUAACAUUGCUCCAGUGCAACCUGAUCAUAGGUUUCAAGGUGAGGUUGUAACCAAGUCGCCAGAUCUAGAGAAAUAUGGAGGCCAUGGACAAGCACACUUGGCAGCUCUUGGUACUCUUGAAUUCAGAAAACAAUUUCUGAUCUUGAGCUACAUUAGAGAGGAAAAGUUAAAGAAUGUUAUAGUCGCAGAGGAUAUUAAGCAUUUGAAAGAUUUGCCAAUGGCAGAGUUUGAGUCCAAAGUUUGGCUACUCUUCGGACAUAAAUAUAUCAGCAAUGGAGACCGACAGUUGAAUUUCGAUUGGGAUGGCAGACGCACACAUUUCUAUGAGUGCCAUGUUACCAGAGAUGGGAGUUACACAUUCAAGGGCCCCUAUCUACAAAAUGAAAGAAGAACUCUCCUACAGAAACUAUGUCAAGAUGACAAUGUUUUGAUUGUGAAGUUUGAUGAAGAAGGGACUCAGACAGGUUCUAGGACUUCUUAUGAUAAUGACUAUUCUACGUAUAUGAAGGUUGAGAGACAAGGGAUUUUUGUUGGCUUGCGGCGCUAUCGUUUCUUUGGUUUUAAAGAUGGUGGUAAAAGAGAUAAAAUCAGAAGUCCCACGUCAUCACCCGUAAAAUGUUAUUUUGUUCGUGUGAGCUCUGAUGCAGCAAUAGACAGGGAUGUAGGUUAUUGGUUAUCUAACAGAACAAUUCAUGAAGGAAGACGUCUAAUUAUGCAUGUUGAUACUCUGCCAAGUGUGGACAAGGUCAUGGCUAGGUUGCCACUCAUUUUUUCUAAGACAACGACCUUGGAAGUAGAUUGGUCACUUGUGAAAGUUGAAGAAAUUGUUGAUGUCAACUGUUGCGAUGAAUCUGGUAACUGUGUUUAUAAUGAAGAUGGAAAACUUCUUCUACAUACAGAUGGAACUGGAUUCAUAUCUGAGGAUUUGGCUUUGCUUUGUUCAAAGAUAGAAGCCAAAAGAAAGUUUAUGAGUGAGGAACACAUGGAGGGACUUCCGGAUCCUGAUGAACUUGAGAUUGAAAUGAAAAAAUCAGAUCUCCGAACUCAAGAACCGCCAUUGCUCAUACAGUGCCGCCUAUUUCACGAAGGCAAUGCUUAUAAAGGAACUUUGCUUGUCAAUAAGCGGCUUCCCCCGAAAACACUGCAGAUUCGACCGUCAAUGCGUAAAGUUGAGAAGGACCCUAAGAUUUCAGAUAAUGAAACCAUCAAUUCUUUGGAAAUGGUUUGCACAAGUGCUCCUCCUAGGAAAGCUUAUUUGUCAAGGAUUAUAAUUGCACUUCUAGUGCAUGGAGGUGUACCGAAAGACUUCUUUAUGAAGAUACUUGACAAUGCUUUAGAAGAUGCUCAUCGUGUUAUCGGGAAGACACGUGCAGCGCUCAAAGUUGCUGAGAAGUAUGGUGAGAUUGAUGACAAUUUCUUGGGAGCAACAAUGAUCAGACUUGGUAUUCCUCUAGAAGAAUCAUAUUUGCAAUAUCGUCUGUCACACUUAAUGCGUGUGCAGGAAAGCACUGGUCUUAGAAAAGGGAGACUUCAUAUUCCUGACUCUUAUGUGUUGAUGGGGACAGCUGAUCCAACAGGGAUUCUGGAAAGAGAUGAAGUCUGCGUUAUCCUUAAGGACGGACAAAUGUCUGGGAAGGUACUUGUGUACCGGUAUCCUGGUUUACACUUCGGGGAUAUUAAAGUUUUGAAGGCCACCUAUGUGAAGGAGUUAGAAUCCAUUGUGGGAGAUGCCAGAUAUGCUAUAUUCUUCUCUUGCAAGGGACCACGUAAUGUUGCUGAUGAAAUUGGUGGUGGAGAUUUUGAUGGUGAUCUUUACUGGGUCUCAAGAAACCCUCAGCUAUUGGAAUGGUACAAACCAAGUGAACCUUGGAACGAAGGAUCAAUAUCAACUCAAAAGGUUGCCGCCAGUAAUAGACCAACUGAGCUUUCCACUGAAGAUCUUGAAGCUGAUAUGUUUAGAUUGUUCUUGAAAAAUAGGUUUCAACCAAGUUUUGCUAUGAGUGAGGCAGCUAAUAACUGGCUAGCUUGGACCGAUUGGUUCUUGACUUUGGGAGAUAGUAAUGAGAAGAAGGACGUAAUGGACAAGAUACUGAGGUUGGUUGAUAUAUACUACAUCGCUCUAGAUGCAGCGAAGAAAGGUGUAAAGGUUGAAGUUCCAAAAGAUUUGAAGGUGUCACUUUUCCCUCAUUACAUGGACAAGAAAAAAGAAGAAGAAACUUACAUUUCAUCUUCGAUUUUGGGAGAAAUUUAUGAUGAAGUUGAUAAAUGUCAAGCAAAAAUAAUUUUUCUCAAAGAAAUCAAGAAACUUCCUAUUUUUGAUAUUAAUCAAGUCCCCGAACUCUGCUUGGCCAAAUGGAAGAAACGUUAUGGACGGUACAGGACUGAAAUGAGCUCGGCCAUGGAUGAGGAUGGAGAUCAGGCUGCCAUUGUCAUAAGAAAGUAUAAAAAGAAGCUGUAUAAGGCUAAUGACUUUGAGCACAGUUCAAGGCCGAUGGAUGAAAUACUGGACGAGGCACACGCUAUAUAUCAUGUAUGUUAUGACCAUGCUAUGGAUAAAAGAGAUGUGAAAAAAUGUUCCUUUGCAUGGAGAGUUGCAGGUAAAGCUCUGUGCGAGCUUCACGCUAGGAAAAAGGAUGAGAAGUGGUUAAACAUUGCCCCUUCUGUUUUGAAAGAGCUUUUGUAAUGAAAAUGAGACGUACGUGACUAUUGUAGAAGUAUGUCGUAUAUGUAUGUCAUAUAUUAUGUGUAAUAUAUGUAUGAAUUUCCCAUUUCCAACCCAA
Molecule: messenger RNA, 3309 nt
Organism: Rosa rugosa (rugosa rose)
Lineage: Eukaryota; Viridiplantae; Streptophyta; Magnoliopsida; Rosales; Rosaceae
Product: probable RNA-dependent RNA polymerase 3
Exons: 20
Coding region: 90-3212 (1040 amino acids)
Biological process (GO): siRNA processing
Cellular component (GO): nuclear RNA-directed RNA polymerase complex
Molecular function (GO): RNA-directed RNA polymerase activity
Source: RefSeq, a predicted model, not a curated record